This is a messenger RNA of Prunus armeniaca (apricot), 1095 nucleotides long. Lineage: Eukaryota; Viridiplantae; Streptophyta; Magnoliopsida; Rosales; Rosaceae. The record is from the annotation of a GenBank genome assembly.
AUGGAAGAAAAGACAUCCGGGAGCUUCUACGGUGGAUCUCUUAUUGUGCCUAGUGUUCAAGAAUUAGCCAAGAAGCCUAUAACCGCCAUCCCACCCAGAUACAUACAGCCUCAUCAUCCUGAACAACAAGACCAUGUCAUGUUCAAUCCUGAUCAUGAUCAUGCUGAAAUGCCAUUCAUUGACAUGCAGAAGCUGCUUUCUCAAGAAUCCACUGAUUCUGAAUCUGAGUUAGCUCGGCUCCAUUUUGCUUGCAAAGAGUGGGGUUUCUUUCAGUUGGUAAACCAUGGUGUGAGCUCUUCCUUGGUGGACAAAGUAAAGACAGAAAGUCAAGACUUCUUCAACCUAGCCAUGGAGGAUAAGAAAAAGCUUUGGCAAACCCCAGGAGAUGUGGAAGGUUUUGGACAAGCCUUUGUAGUUUCAGAAGACCAAAAACUAGAUUGGGCUGACAUUUUCUUCAUGACCACCCUUCCAGUCGAAAUGAGGCGGCCUCACCUAUUCCCAAACGUCCCUUCUCCUUUUAGAGAGACCUUAGAAGUUUACUCACUGGAACUGAAGAACCUAGCCAUGACUAUCCUAUCACAAAUGGAAACUGCUUUGCAAAUGGAAGCCAAGGAAGUGACCAAGUUAUUUGAAGAUGGAAUGCAAUCAAUGAGGAUGAACUAUUACCCUCCAUGCCCUCUUCCGGCAGAAGUCAUCGGUCUUACACCUCAUUCUGAUUCUGUAGGUCUCACCAUCCUCCUACAAGUGAAUGAAAUGGAUGGUCUCCAAGUAAGGAAAGAUGGGAUUUGGGUUCCUGUUAAGCCACUACCAGAUGCCUUUAUUGUCAAUAUUGGAGACAUUUUAGAGAUUCAAACAAAUGGUGUUUAUCGCAGCAUUGAGCAUCGGGCAACAGUUAACUCUGUGAAAGAAAGGCUCUCGAUCGCUACAUUUUACAGCCCGGAAUUUGGUGGUGAAAUUGGUCCAGCUCCUAGCUUGGUCACUGAGCAAACACCUGCAGCAUAUACAAGGGUGGGAGUAGAAGAUUAUUUCAAAGCCUUUUUCAAACGUAAGCUUCAAGGAAAGUCUUAUCUUGAUGAGCUGAGGAUAAAGUACUAG